Molecule: messenger RNA, 2040 nt
Organism: Plasmodium malariae
Lineage: Eukaryota; Apicomplexa; Aconoidasida; Haemosporida; Plasmodiidae
Product: exonuclease, putative
Exons: 7
Coding region: 1-2040 (679 amino acids)
Biological process (GO): nuclear-transcribed mRNA catabolic process
Cellular component (GO): nucleus
Molecular function (GO): RNA binding; 5'-3' RNA exonuclease activity
Source: RefSeq, a predicted model, not a curated record
AUGAUCCUUUUAAUGUGUCUAUCGUAUUUUAUGAAUAUGAUAGUAGAAGCAUAUGGCAAUGCGUUGAAAAACCAUUACUAUGUUAAAUCGUACAAGUGUUAUAGAAAAAAAAGCAAGAGCAAUAUGAUAAAUAGACAUAAAACGCAUAAAGUGUAUGGUAUACCAAGAAUGUACAAGUGGUUAACAUCAUAUUAUCCAACAGUAAGAGAGGAACUAAUAAAUAAUGAAAUACAAAAAAGGGUUGAUGUAUUUUACAUAGACAUGAAUGGUGUUAUUCAUCAUUGUACCCAUGCAAAUAAGGAUACGUUACCAUUAUAUAAUGAACAUAAAUUAUUUUCCAAUAUUUUGCAAUAUUUAAAAAAUUUAUUUUAUUUAAUCAAGCCAAAAAAAUUAAUAUACGUUGGUGUUGAUGGUGUAUCACCCAAGGCAAAAAUGAAUCAACAGAGGAAACGACGAUUUUUAAGUUUAUUUAAAAUUAAUAGUAAUAAUACUGCCUCGACUAACAAUAAUCUUUUUAAUCCUAACUGUAUAACUACGGGCACAGAUUUUAUGUAUAAAAUUAAUUUAUCAUUAAAUAAAUGGUUUAAAAUUUUAAAGAAAAAAAGCGUUUUUACUUUUGACGUUAUAUUUUCUGGUUCGGACGUUCCAGGGGAGGGCGAGCACAAAAUUUUGAAGUUCAUCCGGGAGAAUUGUAGAAAGGAUGGAAACUUCAAAAAUUACAACCAUUGCAUCUACGGGUUGGAUGCCGACCUAAUUAUGUUAUCCCUAGUUACUCACCUGAAUAACAUAUUCAUUUUAAGAGAUAAAUUUAAAAUGACGAACGACUCGAGUGGAAACUUGCUAGAAAGUAUUGAGAAAGGGCAAAUGGAUUUUAGUAUUUCUUCCAUUAAAGUGGAUAAAAAGGAAGAGAUACGAACCACCGGAUUAGAGACUGAACGGGGGGAUGCAUUGCUGGACGACUGUUCACAGGAGGAAGCAUCGGCAAAGGUGCGUGGACAAGAAGACGCAUCAACAAAAAAAUGUGCAAAGGAAACUGCUUCAAUGAAGGAGCAUGCACAGGGAGCAGCUUCACCGAACGAGCACAAUAGCACAUUUUGCAAAAUUUACAAAUACACAACAGAGUAUUAUACGAACCAUGAAUGUUUGAACAGCUAUGAUUUUGAAAUACUAGAUAUAUAUAAAUUAAGGACAUCUAUAAGAACACAAAUUGCUACAUAUAUAAAUAAAUUAAAAAAAGAAAAGAACAUUGUGUUUAGUAUAAAUAGAGUAGUAGAUGAUAUUGUUUUUUUAUCGUUUCUAGUAGGGAAUGAUUUCCUACCACACAUACCAAAUAUUGAUAUAAAUGAAGGAUCAAUGAAUGAAAUUUUGAACUCAUAUAUUUAUUAUAUUUAUAAAUAUUCAAAUUAUAUUACAUAUAAAGAUAAAGUACAUAUAGAGAGGCUAAAAAUUAUUUUAAAAAUUUUAAGUGCUCAAGAAUUUGAAUAUUUUAAAAAAAGAGGAAUAAAUGAAAAUAUUGCAGAAUUUACAGACGAGCACAAAUACAAAAAUUAUUAUUAUUUUCAUAAAUUUGGUUUGGAUGAUUCGAAACAUAUACAAGAUAUUGUUAAGAAAUAUAUUGAGGGAUUAUUCUGGAACUUGCAUUACUAUCACUUCGGGUGUGCCAGCUGGUAUUGGGAAUACCCAUAUCACUAUGCACCACUAUGUAGUGACUUACUAAGUUUUGAAAAAUCGGAUUUCUUCUUUGAAAAGGGGAAGCCGUACUCAGCCUACACACAUUUAAUCAGCGUCCUUCCACAGAAGGAUAAAAAUCUGCUACCCGAUGUGUACAAAAAUAUUUAUGUUGAGGAUGAAGUGAAAUCGUUCUUUCCAGACAGCGUUAAAAUAGAUCCAAAUGGAAAAAAGGAAACGUGGGAGUACAUAGUGCACCUGCCCUUCAUAAACUGCAACAUGAUAAACAAAAUAAUAACAGAAAAAAGUAAAAAGAUCUCAAGGCUUAAAUAUAAGUUGAGGGAGUUAAACGGACGAGAACACAGGUACUAG